UUUCUCUCUCCCAAAGGCGAAGGGAAGGAUAAAGAGAGAAUGUGCAAAGGGUUCUGCGGGCACAAAGACGGGAGAGAAGCUAAGCAUUAUCGAAGCUGAAGAAGAUGAUGCUGCUUAAGUUCACUAUGUUAUGGCUUCUCGUCUUCUGUUUGUCUCCAUCUUCUUCUUCGGCUCGACCUGCACCAUAUGCAAUGCGCAUAAGCUGUGGGGCUCGUGAGAAUCGACGCACUCCACCAACCUAUACACUUUGGUUUAAGGAUUUUGCCUAUACAGGGGGAAUUCCGUCUAAUGCAACACGCCCAAACCUCAUCACUCCCCCACUUCAAACACUUCGUUAUUUCCCUCUUUCUGAAGGUCCAGAAAAUUGCUAUAAUAUUAGAAGAGUGCCUAGGGGGCACUAUUCUGUGAGGAUCUUCUUUGGAUUAGUUCCACAUUCUGAUUUUGAGAAGGAGCCUCUGUUUGACAUAUCUAUCGAAGGCACCUUGAUUUCUUCAAUGAAAUCUGGUUGGACUAAUCAUGAAGACCAAGUAUUUAGUGAAGCACUUGUGUUUCUUUCAGAUGGCACUGUUUCUAUAUGCUUCCACAGCACAGGUCAUGGAGAUCCUGCAAUACUUUCUAUUGAAAUUCUUCAAGUUGAUAAUAAGGCAUACUAUUUUGGUCAAGGGUGGGGUGAAGAUUUGAUCCUUAGAACAGCUGCAAGACUUACUCUUGGUACUAGGAAGCCAAGGUUUGAUGAAGAUUAUAGCGGGGACCACUGGGGUGGGGAUAGAUAUUGGAGCCCUAUCAGAACGUUUGGUCAUAAUGCUGAUCAACCUAGAUCAACAGAAAAUGGCAUCAAGCAAGCUUCAGAUGCACCAAACUUCUAUCCAGAAGCUCUUUAUCAAUCAGCUGUUGUUAGCACCAACAGUAACCCAGACUUAACUUAUGCAAUGGAUGUGGAUCCCAACAGAAACUACUCGAUAUGGUUACAUUUUGCUGAGAUUGAUGCCACAGUCACUGGCAUUGGGCAAAGGGUAUUUGAUAUCUUAAUAAAUGGUGAUAGUGCUUUUCCAGAUGUAGAUGUUGUUAAGAUGAGUGGGGACCGUUAUACUGCACUUGUACUUAACACAACUGUUGCUGUUAAGGGGAGGACUUUGACCAUAAUCCUGCGACCUAACAAGGGUCAUGCAAUAAUCAAUGCUAUUGAGGUCUUUGAGGUUAUAACAUCGGAGUUCAAAACUGUACUUGUAGAAGUUAAGGCUCUACAGGCACUGAAGAAUGCCUUGGGGCUUCCUCAUCGUUUAGGUUGGAAUGGCGAUCCAUGUGUACCCAAAGAACACCCAUGGAGUGGAGUAGAUUGUCAUCUAGACACAACAACCAACAAGUGGUUCAUUGAUGGCCUUGGUCUUGACAAUCAAGGUCUUAGGGGUUUCUUGCCAAAGGACAUCUCCAAACUGCGUCACCUGGAGAGCAUCAAUUUAAGUGGGAACAGCAUUCAUGGGACCAUUCCGUCAUCACUUGGAACAAUUACUAGCUUACAAGUGCUGGAUCUCUCUUACAAUUCCUUGACUGGAUCAAUUCCUGAAAGCCUAGGACAGUUGACAGCAUUACGCAGACUGUACCUUAACAGCAACUCCCUGUCAGGAAGAGUCCCAGCUGCUGUAGGUGGAAGGCUUUUGCAUGGAGCUAGCUUUAAUUUUACUGAUAAUGCUGGUUUAUGCGGUAUACCUGGACUACCUCCUUGUGGAUCCCAUCUAUCUGCUGGUGCAAAGGUUGGCAUAGGAUUUGGUGUGGCUCUGUCUCUCCUACUUCUUGUCAUCUGUUCAAUGUGUUGGUGGAAAAGGCGGCAGAAUAUUCUUCGCACACAGCAGAUUACAGCAAGAGCUGCUCCCUAUGCAAAAGCAAGGACCAAUUUAUCGCAUGAUAUACAGCUGUCAAGGCAUCAAAAUCAUGGCCAUGCUCGGACUGCUGCUGAAAAUGGACCUAGUUUGCUUUCAUGAUUGACAGCCAUCAGACAAAAUCCUAAUGUAUUCCAAAUCUUCUCCUCUUUUCUGUUUCUUCAGCCUAUUAUUUCUUUGAUGGAAUAUCUUGGCAAGUGAAGCUGAAACAAGCCAUUAGAGUAACUUCUAAAAGGUCAGUUCCCUUAUGGGCCACAGAAACUGCUGUAUGGUAGGUCAGCUUGUAUAUUGAUAUGAUUCUCUUUUCAUCAGUUUUGGCAAAAGAAAUGUUGUAACAUAUUGAAUGAUCAGGUCGUUUAGAAGUCCAUAGGUUUCCUCGUGUCUUAGAUAAAAUUACUCCCGUGGAAUUUGGAAGUAAGUUGAUAUCCAGUAGGUCCAUGGGUUCAUGUAACUAGAUACCAGACAGGUAUUUCUCACUAAGUGCAAGCUUCAUCUGGUCUUGGUUCUUAUGUUUGUUUAUGCUGUAUCUAUGAUUUUCUUUAAAGUAAUUUGUGUUCUUUUAAAACAUACCAUUUUAUGAGCUUCCGAGGAUUUUAUUCUUACAU
Rubroshorea leprosula is the source of this 2482-nucleotide messenger RNA. Lineage: Eukaryota; Viridiplantae; Streptophyta; Magnoliopsida; Malvales; Dipterocarpaceae. The record is from the annotation of a GenBank genome assembly.